GAUUCCUGUUUUAUAAAUAUUGUUAGUACGUAAGUAAUAUAUUUAGUGUUCCGAAAUAUCAUAUUCAUGAAAGAAUUAUUCUUCUAUUAUGUUCAAAUCAAUUAUUUCCAUGAGUAUUGGAGAUACGCGGUAUUCCAAUAUACAGUUCAGUACACAUGCAGAGAUUGGGAGAUACGCACUUUUCCAUAUACAUUUCUUUUACAGAAUAAUUAUGCCUCGCCGGGUGGAUAAAAUAUUUGAGGCAUUGAGGAAUGCCGAAAAUAGUAUCCAAGAAUGUAUGGAUAAUGAAAGUGAUGAUCCAGCUACAGUUAUACAAGAGGCUGAAAUAAUAUUUGCAGAGGGGGAAGGAUAUUUGGAGACCGACUUUCAAGAACUACUCUCUGAAACAACUGUCCAUCCCUCUACAUCUGCCAUCUCCAAAGAACCUCCAAUUUUUAAUGAACUCGAUAACAGGAAUGCUCGUGAUGGAAACAUGGAGACUAACGAUGAAUAUAGCAAUACAUUCGAAGUCAGAAAUGAAGAAGCAUGUUAUGAAAGUACAGUUAAUUCAAGAGAAAGCAGCAAUGAUUCGGAUUUUUAG
This is a messenger RNA of Coccinella septempunctata (seven-spotted ladybird), 580 nucleotides long. RefSeq lists its product as uncharacterized. The transcript is spliced from 2 exons. NCBI's taxonomy places the organism in Eukaryota, Metazoa, Arthropoda, Insecta, Coleoptera, Coccinellidae. The record is from RefSeq and is a predicted model, not a curated record. Bases 89 to 580 code for a protein of 163 amino acids.